AAAGGCCCUUAAAGAAAACAUGAUGCCCCGUAAAGGAUGGACCACGUAUGAGAAAGUUCGGCUCUUAAUUACUUGUGACUCAUUUGAAAAGGCCAAGCAACAUGAAGAAAUGUAUGUCACUACUGGAUGUCUGACCACUGAUUUGGAAUCAGAGGAGGAAGCAGAUGUACGUCGGAAAAGAAGAACAAGGCCAAAUCCUUUGUACAUGGAGUCAGAUGGGGAGCCAGAAACCAGCAGUGUUAAGAGGAAAUUUGCCAAGCCACCUGCUAUUCACUUUCCAGUGCUGCCAGAAUCCAACCAGUACCCCUCUCUACCAACCCCAGAUGCAAGCAGUGCCUCUGGAGGAAACUACUCAGAGGAUGUUCAGUCAUUUGACCAGCCUAAUAAUGGCUUUUGUGGAAACAUCUUGGCAGAGCUAGAGUCAACAGACCUCUGUAAUGAUGGUAUGCCAAUGUAUAACUCAAGCCCCUACCACAUUGUGCCAUCAGAGCAAGCAAGGAAUGACAUCAGUCCCAGCUAUGCAAAUGGCUCCACAUCAGCUGAGUUCAGAUCCCCUGGCCCGGGUUCAGCUCCAGAUACACCACGGGGAAGAUUCCAUGGAAGGGAGCCCAGCCAAAUGUUGCAAGACAUUGCUGCCAACAAAAACACCAAGAUGCUUACGGAACUACUCAUGGAGGUGAAGCAAAUGUCACGGGACAUUCAGUUUAUAAAGACUGAAAUCGCUAAAUCCUCCAUGAAUAUUCCUAGAGCAGGUCCUGCAUCAUGGAGAGAAACGCCCUUCCCCAUUGUUCUGCCACUUGCCAAUGAGGAGCAGUUUGAUGAGGCUGAAGCUGCACUGAAGGAGGAAACAGUCCGUCGAAUGAUGCGCACACACCGGGCUGUGGGAGAAAGUUCGACAGCUUUUAGAGUCACACUGUAACUUCAGUACUAGCAAUGGCAGUGGGCUAGAUUGUUUGGACUAAAUCAAAACCACAAUACCUACAAUAAGAACUUCAUAAACAUGGUCCUUGCUUUCGCAAGGAAAGCAGCAUGGAAUGUGAGAAACUGCACUACAUGAACAGAAAAUCUGCAACAGCCAAAUACUAUUUACAAACUCUCUGAAAGCGCAUCUAAGGCUGUUGCAUGGAAGGAAGGACGUAUGGACAAAGAGUGCAUUAUACUCAAGACAUUCACUGUUUAAAGAGCAUGGGGAGGGCAAGGAGAGCCGAUUGGAGUUUGCUUUUAAAAAAAAAAAAAAA
Messenger RNA from Dicentrarchus labrax (European seabass), 1238 nucleotides. RefSeq lists its product as uncharacterized. Lineage: Eukaryota; Metazoa; Chordata; Actinopteri; Moronidae. The record is from RefSeq and is a predicted model, not a curated record. Bases 20 to 919 code for a protein of 299 amino acids. The transcript is spliced from 11 exons.